AUGUCCCAGCAACAAAGAAUUACUGAACGUUCAAAUCCUCUCACACAAGAUAUUGAUAUCGCCUCGAUGGAUGGAAUGGUUCGGCUCUUACGGACAUGUGAUGCUCAAAUGUUUUGUGGUUAUGAAACAUUUCCAUCGUGUUUUGAUGAGCCCACCAUUCAGGCCUUGUGUAAAAUAGCCUUCCGAAUGAAACAAUGUAUUGAAGAUUGGCGUUCAGGUGCUCCUGUAUCAAAUGUUUUUAUGAGUGGAUGUGGUACAAGUGGUAGAAUAGCCUACUUUUGUGCUCGGAAUUAUAAUUAUUGCAUCCGAAAAUUAUUUGAUGAUAAUGGUAAUGACGGAAGAAACAUUGAUUGUUUUCAAUAUAUUAUUGCUGGAGGAGUUAACGCUUUAGUGAGUCCUCAAGAAGCCGCUGAAGACAAGCCCGAGGUUGGAAAGAAUGAUUUAUUGUCACUCAUUUCAAAAAAUAAUACCGAGCGAGGAUUGUUUAUUGGAAUAACUUGUGGAUUUUCUGCAGCCUAUGUUGCAGGACAAAUUAUGUGUUUGAGCGAAGAUAAAUCCCUCAAUAUUGAUUCGGUUUUAUUUGGAUUUAAUCCUGUGGAACUGGCAAGAGAAUUACCCAUUGAAGGAUGGAGGGAUAAUAUGAUAUCAUUCAAAAAUGUGGUUGACACAGUUCAACACAAUCAAGCGAGAGAGGACGAAUUUAUUGUUCUCAAUCCUAUUGUUGGACCAGAAGGAAUUACUGGAUCCACCCGAAUGAAAGGAGGAAGCACAUCAAAAUUAUUACUUGAUGUGGCUUUUUCAGCAGCAAUAUUGUCCAUCCUCAACAAUAAUAAGGACAACAGACACCCAAAAGACACCUCAACACACCAUUUGAGAGAAUUUAUAAUCGAUACUCUUCAAGGAUUUGAAAUGGCAACAAGAUGUACCUACGAUUCGACAUUUACUCUAAAUCCUGAUACAAUCAUUCCCAAGCUUUUUGAAAAACCCAUCUCGUAUGCCAUUGACAUGGCUUCUCAAAGCUUGAAACAUGCUGCUUCCACACGAGACAACACCACAGUGCCAAGAAACGAGAAAGAGAUUGGUCAUAUUUAUUAUGUUGGAUGUGGAAAUGCAGGAAUUUUAGGUUUUAUUGAUGCUUCUGAGUGCGUUCCAACGUAUGGAGCUCAUCCCAUGGAUGUGAGAGGAUUUUUGAAGAAUGGAUGGAAUGAAAUUUUCCAAACACACUCUGAUCUUGACUCGAAUGUGACUAUGGAGAGCAAAGGAGAAAGCUUUUCUAUUUCAUUUUCUUAUUUCAGAGAGAAAGUAUUGGAACAAAUCAAUUCAAAUGAUUCUGUUUACUUUUUGGUAAUUGACAAAACAUUGAGCGAUGAAUUGUUGAAUGAAAUGAUUGACCUAUAUCAUGAAGUGAAAAAUACGAAACAAGCCUCCACUUGUUGGUUGAUAGUAACUGAGCAAUCACAUUCAGUAACUUCUCAGGAUCAUCAAUGUUCUGAGCAUGCCUCUGUGUUACCAAAAAUAUCAGAAUUACUCAAUAACUCUUCUCGAAUGUGUGAUCAUUCUCUCACGAAGAAGAAAACUCAUUCAAUUGUUGUACCACUUCAAACAUUGAGUCCUGUUCCCUAUUUAUAUGGCUAUGCAGAGCUCAGUUUAAAGUUGAUGCUUAAUGCAAUUACUACGGGUUCUCAUGUUCAAAAGGGAAUGACAUUUGGCAAUCGAAUGAUCAACUUGAAGGUUAGCAAUAACAAGCUCUACUAUAGAGCCAUCAAUAUUGUUUGCAAUAUCAUGCAAGUGAGCGAACAAGUAGCCGAAGAAUGUGUGUUAAGGGCAAUUUAUAAUGAUACAACACCAGAUAGUCAUUUGGUUUCUCAUCACAUCUCGAAGGCCAUGACUGUGAGCAAGGUUGUUCCAGUUGCUCUUUUACUUGCUGCUAGCAAGGCUUCAGGGGAAAAUAAGAGCGUUUUGGAAAACAAAAUUCGAGAAAAUUGA
Naegleria fowleri is the source of this 1986-nucleotide messenger RNA. RefSeq lists its product as uncharacterized. NCBI's taxonomy places the organism in Eukaryota, Heterolobosea, Eutetramitea, Acrasida, Naegleriidae. The record is from RefSeq and is a predicted model, not a curated record. Gene Ontology annotation, molecular function: enzyme inhibitor activity; enzyme binding; fructose-6-phosphate binding. The coding region runs from base 1 to 1986 and encodes 661 amino acids. Gene Ontology annotation, cellular component: nucleoplasm; cytosol; mitochondrion. Gene Ontology annotation, biological process: negative regulation of glucokinase activity; carbohydrate derivative metabolic process; response to fructose. The transcript is spliced from 2 exons.